AUGGACGACAAAGGUGCUACACUCGACAUGUCUCUGUUCUUUGGAACAGAGGAGCAGAAACGACAGUUUUGCAACGAGCUACUUCGGUUGCUCAAGUCGCGAGGCGGCGUCAAGAUUCAAAAUCACGGUAUACCAGCAGAGGACAUACACAAACUAUUUGAUAUGAGUCGAAAAUUCUUUGCUUUGCCCCAUGAGGAAAAGAUGAAAGCCAAGCACCCGCCUCAAGCCAAUCCGAACAGAGGAUAUAGCUUUGUUGGUCAAGAGAAUGUUGCAAAUAUCAGUGGCUACGAGAAGGGCUUAGGGCCAGGCAAGACUCGCGAUAUAAAGGUAAUCCAUACUGCCAGACAGGAGACGCCAUAUGCUCAAUUGACUAACAUAGUUGCUAAGGAGACUCUGGACAUGGGCAGUUCGCACGACGAUCUUGUAGACAAUCUUUGGGUACCUGAAGAGAGCCUUCCUGGAUUCCGAAAGUUCAUGGAAUACUUCUAUGAGAAGGCGUACAAAACCGAAUUGCAUCUUCUGUCCGCUCUUGCGAUUGCUCUCGGUGUUUCGGAAGACUACCUCAGGGCACUUCAUAAUCGUGCGGAGAACGAGUUUCGUCUUCUUCAUUAUCCGGCGAUUCCCGCCAUGGAGCUUGCGGACGGUACAGCGACGCGCAUUGCCGAGCACACCGACUUUGGAACGAUCACCAUGCUGUUUCAAGACUCCGUGGGAGGUCUUCAAGUGGAGGACCAGAACGAACCUGGCGUAUUCCGGAGCGUGGAAUCCUUGGCACCCACCGACAUCAUCCUCAACAUUGGCGACUCUCUUCAACGCCUGACUAAUGACACAUUCCGUGCUGCUUGCCAUCGUGUCACGUAUCCACCGGCAAUUAAAGCUGGCGACAAUAUUGAGAUCCCCGAACGAUACUCCAUUGCGUAUUUCGUCAAGCCGAAUCGCCUUGCAUCCCUGCUUCCCAUCAAGGAGUUUGUCACCGAAGCUACCCCAUGCCAUUAUGAUGAUGUUACUUCAUGGGAGUGGAAUAACAGGAGAAUUGCGAAGCUAUUUGGCUAG
This is a messenger RNA of Colletotrichum abscissum, 1053 nucleotides long. RefSeq lists its product as uncharacterized. Gene Ontology annotation, molecular function: 2-oxoglutarate-dependent dioxygenase activity. Bases 1 to 1053 code for a protein of 350 amino acids. The transcript is spliced from 2 exons. The record is from RefSeq and is a predicted model, not a curated record. Lineage: Eukaryota; Fungi; Ascomycota; Sordariomycetes; Glomerellales; Glomerellaceae.